Rhododendron vialii is the source of this 1502-nucleotide messenger RNA. RefSeq lists its product as uncharacterized. Bases 136 to 672 code for a protein of 178 amino acids. The transcript is spliced from 2 exons. Lineage: Eukaryota; Viridiplantae; Streptophyta; Magnoliopsida; Ericales; Ericaceae. The record is from RefSeq and is a predicted model, not a curated record.
GCCAUAAGGGUAGGAAUCAGAUUUUGUAGGACUAUGGGUAGAAGGGAGGAGCUCAACCUUUCACUUUAAAAAUAGACUCGAUUCACUCCCUGGGUAAACAAUACACUCUACAUACACAGAGAGAGAGGGGGAGAGAUGGGGAGUUUCUCAUCUAAAACAAGAUCUAAGGGUUGUGGAAUCUUUUGCCAAGAGGGUUCAGACCCAGAUCACGAAAUCGUUCGAUUUUCAGAUGAACACAACAAAAACCCACAAUCUCAAUUGUCCAACAAUGAGGCGGCCAAUAAUGAGAAUAAAAACCAGAAAACCCAAGUUUUUGUUGAAGGUUACUAUAUAGAGGCAGCAGCUGAUGGGGAGGAGGAUAGUAAUCUGAUGAGGACAAAGAGCUUGACUGAGGCGGAUUUGGAUGAGCUGAAGGGGUGUUUUGAUCUUGGGUUUGGGUUCAGCUACGAUGAAAUCCCUGAGCUCUGCAACACCUUGCCUGCUCUUGAGCUUUGUUAUUCCAUGAACCAGAGAUUUCUUGAUGAUCACCAGAAGCUGCCGGGGUCGCCGGCGGCGGCGGGAAUGGUCGCCAAUUGGAGGAUCUCUAGUCCAGGUGACCAUCCAGAAGAUGUCAAAGCGAGGCUCAAAUAUUGGGCACAGGCAGUGGCAUGCACGGUCCGAUUGUGCAACUAGCGAGAAGAAAUUAUUGUCACUUGGGGAUUAAUGUAGAUACGCAUUCUUCUUCAAAAUCUGGUACAGUAUCACUUGGGGGGGGACCUGCUGCUUAGGCCCGUUUUGACUUAAUAAUCCUUUUUUUUUUCUUUUUCCUUUUGUUAUGUUUGCAUAAGUUUUUUAUGCAUUAUUGGUUCGCCUCCACAAGAGAAUUAAAUCUGAAAAAUUAAACAAUUUUGAUCAAAAUAUUCAAAAAGUUCACCUAACACAAAAAUAAUCCAAAACCGACAGACGUCUUGGAUUAUUUUUUGUCUUUAAUAAAAAAUUAGUUUUGUACAUAUUGAAUUAUUUUCUAGUUCAUCUUGUGGAGAAAUCCAACAACGCACAAAAAUUGACGCAAAAUUAACAAAAUGUGAAAAAAUAUGAAUAAAGACAAAAAAUAAUCGGGCUUGAUUAUUAAGCCAAAACACUGCUUCAUGGGAUUGCUUCGCACGGGAUCAAGAGUUGCUUCCAUUCUUUAUCCGGAGAUGGAUUUACGACCGGACCCGUCUGCGAUUAGGUGGAAGUUUAAAGUAGAAGAUGGAAAAUAAGACAAAAGACUAGAGGAGAGAGAUUGUUCGAGGCCUCAAAUUGUUGAAUUAUCGGAUAGAAGUCUGAUGCAAUUUGCUUAGGGCUGGAAUUUGUUGAUAAAUUUGUCGAGUACAUUGAGAAUAAAGUAUGACAUGAAUAAAUGUCUUUCUUCUCUUUGAACAUGAUAUUUCUUUUUAAUUUUUGAAUCCGUGUCAGGAUCAUUAACCAUGGAUCCAAUCCAAAAUGUACCGAUUAAUUAGUUCGAUUCGGACUGGUUUCGA